Molecule: messenger RNA, 2210 nt
Organism: Xyrauchen texanus (razorback sucker)
Lineage: Eukaryota; Metazoa; Chordata; Actinopteri; Cypriniformes; Catostomidae
Product: keratinocyte-associated transmembrane protein 2-like
Exons: 3
Coding region: 22-888 (288 amino acids)
Source: RefSeq, a predicted model, not a curated record
CAGAAAACGACAACACUAAAGAUGGCGGCGAUGCGGAAGAUGGGAAGAAAGUACUCGUCUGUGGGAAUAUUCGCUUUAUUAUGCCUGCAAAUCUGCUCUCUGAAAUGUUAUGCAAUGCCAGUGUCAGCUGACAAGGUGCUGGAGAGUACUGAAAAUGAAACCGAUAACAUCACAGGAAUGCUAAACAAGAAUGUGCCAACCACUCAGUCUGACAGUAAGUUGAAUGAAAUGACUGAAGUGUUGAUUACAACAGCAGCUACUGGCAAUACCACCACCAUAGCAUCCACUGCUCCUCCUCCUCCUGUAACUGCUGCCCCAGACAACAGUGUGAACCUUCCAGAGCAUGCCACAUCGACCAAAUCCAGUUCAGAAGAGUCCACCAGCACACCUGCAAACAAGCAACCUACCACCUCCACCCCUGCUGGAGAGACAACAGAGAUACGUUUCAAUAACAGGGAUGGACCAGAUGUGGAACUUACUGUUUACACAAAUGGCAAAGAUGAAGAUGAAGAUAAUGAUGAUGAUUAUGAUGGUAUGAAUGACAGUCAGGUAAAUGAAGAAAACCAGGGCAUUGGGAAAGACCUGUUCCCUGAAGUUUAUAACUCUCCCUUUGAAAGCUCUGAGACAAUUGCUGUAAACAUCAAGGACACAACCAUCUAUACAACUCAGGAUGAAGACUCACACUUCUUCUUUCACCUGGUCGUCAUCGCCUUUUUAGUGGCCAUUGUCUACAUCACCUACCACAACAAGAGAAAGAUCAUGUUACUGGCUCAAAGUCACCGCUGGAGGGACGGCUUCUGCUCACGCGGCAUCGAGUACCACAGACUCGACCAGAAUGUCAACGAGGCCAUGCCUUCACUCAAGAUGACCAAUGACUACAUCUUCUGACCAGCUACAUGAAGUUUAGUGAAGGAAAACACAUGCAAACAGCUGAUUUCGUCUACACAUGGUGUCUUAUUUAAUCAGGGGAGAAUUGUGAUAAUUUAUUUUAUGUGCACUCUCUUUCCUUUAAAAAAAAAAAAUGCGGUUGUAUAUUUUGGUUUUACUUUGUGCUUUCUUUGGUUUCAUGAGUGCAGGUGUUUUAAAAUGGUUGAUGCAACUGAUGCUUUUCAAGCUUUCGAACAUUUUUGCUCUUAAUUUUGUUGUCUUAACCUCUGUAGGAUGAAUGUAAUGGAUUAAUUCUAAAGAAAAUCAAAUUAAGGUAUAUCCAUGUGAGUAUUUGAUUAUAACACUUUCUGUUAAACCUGGUAUGAAAAAGGCCUAGAAUGAACAAAGUAAUUUAGAUUUUCUCUGCUAUAUAAAAGCGCACAGAAAUGUGGCAUGUUAUGCCUUCAAUGUUGAAAUCUGCCCUGAAAAACACAUUUUAUAUUUUGUUUUGACUCCAUAACUGCAUUUGUUUUCUUUUUGCCUUUAUGAAGAUAUAGUUUGCAACAGCAAUUGCCAAUAGACAUUGUGAGUAAUACUGCCUUACAAAGGCAAAACGCUGUAACUACACACAAUUACAAUUUACAAACAAUUUUGUCUAGAUUGAGUAAUGACUGAAAUCAAGUCUCUUAGACAAGGAUCUGUCUUGCAACAGAUGAGUUUGGCUCAACAUUUCUCAAAUUUAGAGAAAAUUGAAUAUUAAAAUUGUAGUAAAAAAAUCUGUUACAUUGUUUGUGUAGUUGCUGUGUUUUGCCUUUGUAGGUCACAAUAGUUUUAUUGAUGUGCAUAUCCAGUAACUCCAGUACAGCAAUACCGUGAAGUUAGAGCUAAAUUUGAUCUGCCGUGUGCUUUGCUAUGCAGCAAUUUUUGGGGUGGUUCCUGUUUGUUUUACGACUUCAAUGAAGUUGUUUUAAUUGCACAUGCUGACCUGGAUUUGUCAUUGCCAAAGGUCUGGAGAUAUAUAUGAAAAAUUAGGCUGUAAGUGUUUAGUUUCAUUUAUAUACUCUAAAAGCAAUACAUAUGGCUGUUGCCCAAAUUCAGCAUAGCUAUGUCAGGAGCAGUCAAAAUAGAGCUGGAUUGCCACCGCUUUAACUCUUUAGUAAGCCUUACUUUUGUCAAUGAAUAAUAAUUAAUGCAGUGAUGAACUGAAUCAUGUCACUGUUUUCAAAGAAAGCACAAGAAGAUUGUGUCUAAGCAUGCAGUAUGUUGGUUGCCUCUUCAGUUAUUAGAAAUAAUUCUUCAAUAAAGCAUGAACUGUAACUGGAUCAUUAAUUGUGUCUCACCUC